Corapipo altera (White-ruffed manakin) is the source of this 3484-nucleotide messenger RNA. It is a transcript of the gene NEIL3, whose product is annotated as nei like DNA glycosylase 3. Gene Ontology annotation, molecular function: zinc ion binding; damaged DNA binding; DNA-(apurinic or apyrimidinic site) endonuclease activity. NCBI's taxonomy places the organism in Eukaryota, Metazoa, Chordata, Aves, Passeriformes, Pipridae. The coding region runs from base 1 to 1722 and encodes 573 amino acids. The record is from RefSeq and is a predicted model, not a curated record. Gene Ontology annotation, cellular component: nucleus. The transcript has 11 exons. Gene Ontology annotation, biological process: base-excision repair.
AUGGUGGAGGGCCCGGGCUGUGCCCUCUGCGGGGAGCGCCUGCGGGCACGGCUGCGGCGGGGACAGGCCGUGCGGGGAGCGCGGAGCGGCGCCACUGCUGCAAGUGAAGAGAGAAUCUCUGGUCAUGAUUUCCUUGUUGGACACAUUUACAGGGGUGUGGAGACAUUGGGAAAGGAACUUUUUAUGUAUUUUGAUCAGAAAGCCUUGAGGAUUCACUUUGGUAUGAACGGUUCCAUGUGCAUUAAUCCUGAUGGAAGCAAAGACAGAAAUGGACUACUACCAGUUUUGGAGAUACAGCUUACAGAGGAUACUGUUUGUUUUUUUGAUGUGACAGUAGAGUAUAGAAAUGCAGCUGAGAGUGAGCAGAAAGUGAGAAUGAUGGAAAGCUUGGAUGUCUGUUCUCCAAAGUUUAGCUUUUUAAGAGCAGAAAGUGAGAUUAAGCAGCACAAAACUCGCAUGUUGUGUGAUGUGUUACUGGAUCAAGCAGUAUUACCUGGAGUGGGAAAUAUCAUAAAAAAUGAAGCACUGUUUGAUAGUGGUCUUCAUCCAGCUGUUAAGGUUUGCCAACUGACAGAUGAGCAUAUACGUCACUUGGUGAAAAUGACACGUGAUUUUACCCUGCUUUUUUAUAAGUGCCGCAAAACUGGGUCCCCACUCUACAAACACUACAAAGUGUACAAGCGCCCAGCCUGUGGGCAGUGCAGUGGGAACAUCACUGUGUGUCGUCUAGGAGAGAAUAACAGGAUGACUUACUUCUGCUCCCAAUGUCAAAAGGCGGAUCCCCAGCUUAUCAAUCUUAGCAAACUGCCAACUAGAAAUAGCCUAAUUGGCUGGGCAUAUGGCAGGGGGUCAUGUUCUAAUGAACAUGUAGCUCAGAGAUCUGAAGAGGAGUGGACGUGUACGCGCUGUACCCUAACAAACAAGCCUUCUGCUGAAAUUUGUGAUGCCUGUUUGACUUCAAGGCCUGAAGUUCCAAAGAUGGAGAAUGUUGAAGAUUCUGCAGCUUUUGACGUAAACUUAAUGAAGUACCCUUGUAAUGAGUUCAGAAAACCAAGCACAGAAAUAAAGAUCAAUAGGAGAACUGCAUUUGGGACUACAACUCUUGUCUUAAUAGAUCUUGGUAACAAAGAUGUUUUGAGAAAUGGUACCCAAAUAUCUGAUGGACACUCUCAGUGUGUUGCUCCAAAAAGCAGUUGUAAACAGAUCCAAAGCAAUGCCUACCAGUCAGAGGGAAACAUAGGCAAGGAUUGCUCAACACACGGAAAUGCUAUGGCUUUGUCCUCCUGUCAGCAACCUGUCUCUUUCCAACACAUACAGAAGAAACAGAAAACUGAUCAUAUACCCUCAGUUCACGAAUACAAUAUAGCAAUCAGCGCACCUCAAACUAAUGUGACAGAUGAUACUCAUACAUUAAGCAUGGGCCAUCCUCGCUGCAGAAAACACAGCCGUCUCUGCAGCCUCAGGGUGGUGAGAAAGGACGGAGAAAACAAGGGCAGGCAGUUUUAUUCCUGCCCUCUACCCAGGGAAACCCGGUGUGACUACUUUCAAUGGGCUGACUUGGAUUUUCCAUUUUGUUACCAUGGCAAGCGAUGCAUUAUGAAGACUGUGUUGAAGAUUGGUCCCAAUAACGGAAAGAACUUUUUUGUGUGCCCUCUCGGGAAAGAAAAACAGUGUGGCUUCUUCCAAUGGGUAAAAAAUGGGCCAGAGGACAGCACUUUGUAACUUGCUUAAUGAGCUAUGGCUGAUAGCUGGUUAUAAAAAGUUUUAACCAAAAAAAAGCUGGCAACAAAACUUAUCUUGGAAUAGAUCCCCACUCAACCUUUCAAAAAGAAACUGCAACCAAGGGUGCCAAAAAAAGAAGACAGUUCUUGAAAAGAUCUCUUUUCUUUGCUCAAGAUAAAAGUCAUGAUUUUCAGCUUUUGUCCGAAUAGUUUACAAAUGUGGUUUUAUUUUUUCACAUUGAUUCAUCUGUUACAGUGCAAGUGAUGGAACACGCUUCUUUCAGAUUUGUAUCUGGCUUACACAUUUUAAUGGCUUAUGUUGCACUCAAUCAACUGCAAAGACUAAAAACAAUAACAAGAUCUAAGUUAAAAGAGGGAACUGUCUAUCCCAAACAUUUUCUGUAAUUUAUAUUCCUAACAAAAGCACAUGUAAAUUGCCUUUAAAGAAAUACAGCUACUUUUCAAGACCUUAGGGUUCUGACACAGUUGUUACUUUGACCUGUACCCAAAGACAACUAAGAGCAAUGGGAUUAUUACCAGUGUCUACAGGAGGCUGUUAGGACUGAUGGGCUCACAUAAGCUCCUUUGACUACACGGUUUCUGAAACGAGGUCGUGAUGGCAGUUCUGUAAUACAAAGGAGACUUUCAGUAAAGCUGACUUCUAGUACUCUUAUGUACAACUUUGAGAGAGAUUUUUUUAGACAUUAACACUACAAAGUGAUAGCAUGACUCAUAACAGAAACCUGUCUCUCACCUUAAGCUGAAAACACUUUUUCUGGUUUUAUAUACCACAAAACUAAUUUCAUAAAGGCCCCGCACUCAGCUGAGAUGUAUGCAAAACAGUUUUUAGAGGAUCAAAUCAAGGUCACACGAGUUGUGAAGUAAAAAUUUUAAACUCAGAAAAUGUUAAUUCCAUGUGCCAUGCCCAGUUUAUGGUAGUACUUCAGUUACUAUUACAGUUUAAGUAAGUUUAGGCAGAGCAUAUCUUUCAGUUUGAAACUAAUGUUUAUUUUCCUAUUUGUGCCAUUCAGUUUAGAAUCAACAGAUUUAAUGCCCAGUUUCAUGUCUUCAUACCCUUAUUUAAAGUACUUUUAUAACCAGCUAUUUGUAAAGACAGACAUGCAUAUUUCUUAAUCUGCACAUGCACAACUAACAUUUGAUGUCAAUGCAAAUUCAGCAAAUAGAUGAACAACAUAAUACUUACAUUAGUAGUUCACUGAGGGAGAACUAAAUUUACACUGAAAAUAUGCACUCAAGUUUUGAGACAUUACUAUGUCACAGCUGUGACUACAGACCUCUACAAUUAUACAACUAUUUCUGUAUCCACCUUCCUGUGUAAAAGGGUGCAAGUUCUCACUUGUUUUUCUGGAAUGGAAAACAUAAGUGAGAAUCUUUUAGAUUGAUGGUGAAAGAAGCAGAAGAUGCCAUCCCUUCCUUAAUAUCUGUAUGAAUGUUCAUCAUUAGUCGCUAAGCACCUUUCAUGUGAAAUCAAAAGGUAUUGUAAAGUCUCUAAAAGACUUCAUAGCAACUGUGAACAAAAUCUCUCAACAAAAUUCCCAGAAGAUUUAAAAUUCUUUUCAAUGUCUCUUGUACCUUUCUGCAAUUUAACUUGCUGAUGACAGCCAGAGUUCAGGAUCUAGUGUAACUUAAUAUGCUGUACGUCUGUUUUUUAUUUCUCUGAUGCCUGAAAGGUUUUUUAUUAUGUCCACUUUUUCCUUGAAUAUUCGAAACAUGCAUUCAAAACUCAUAUAGAAAAGUGUGGA